AUGCAUCUCACUACCAUCACAAUCCUCCUCACUGCAACAAUUGCCCUUGCAAACCCCGCCCCUCCAACAUGCGGAACUUGCAACCCUCUCUCCGGCCAGAAUAGCUGCGAUAUCACGACCUCGUGCAUCAACACAGGCUCGGCUUUCCACUGUGCCUGUCGCGCGGGUUAUAAGGCGUCGGAGCAGAACAACAAUAUCAAAGAUCAAUUCAGACUCGACAUGCCUAAUUAUGAGUUCUUGGUCUUCGUGCCGCAGAAUACGGUCUGUGAUACGCUUUGUGAUGAUCCCUACGGUGCUCCGUCUACUAUUUGUAAUGAGGUACCGAUUUACAAACAGUGCAAGGUUUAG
Molecule: messenger RNA, 348 nt
Organism: Penicillium odoratum
Lineage: Eukaryota; Fungi; Ascomycota; Eurotiomycetes; Eurotiales; Aspergillaceae
Product: putative adhesin
Exons: 1
Coding region: 1-348 (115 amino acids)
Source: RefSeq, a predicted model, not a curated record